Messenger RNA from Opisthorchis viverrini, 747 nucleotides. RefSeq lists its product as hypothetical. The transcript has 4 exons. The coding region runs from base 1 to 747 and encodes 248 amino acids. The record is from RefSeq and is a predicted model, not a curated record. NCBI's taxonomy places the organism in Eukaryota, Metazoa, Platyhelminthes, Trematoda, Opisthorchiida, Opisthorchiidae.
AUGUCCAUAUUUCGGACCCGACCCCUGCAUCUCAACUGCUCCUGUCUAGGAUUGGGCAAUUUGACAGUAUCCCAGCCCUCAUGCUUCCUUCUGAAAAAUCUGUCAGCUUUGUGUUGUGCCUUAGGUACCAUCAUGUUCUUCACCAAGUCCUCCAUUCGUCCAUCUAUAUACAUAGGAAUCGUCAAUAUGUUUUUCAAUAGUUCCCAGCGGCGAAGAGGACAUAGUCCGAAAACGUUCUUCACAAUAAAGAGGGACUAUUUCAACACGUUCGUGCAGCAAAUACGGGAAACUUUGUCUACUUCUCACAAAAUGGUUCGAGAAUUGUGCGACAGGUGCAUCCUUGCCACACUCCAAAUUAGGGAGAGUGAAACAAGUACAACAAAGGAAAUAAUAGUAAAUAACUGUUCAGGUGUAGCGCCCUUUGAGUGCCUAGCUGCCAUACCACCUGAAGAAAGGAUGAGGGCUCAACUACUGCCAGGAUACCCAAGCCUGGACAGGAGUUGUCGGGAUGUUGGGUUUGGAUUCGAACUGAGGAUAUCAUUAAGUCAUCGAUUUAGGGUGGACGUCGAGCACCGUCUCGACACUCCUGAUUUCGCGUGUCCACAGUGGCUGUGUAAAGCCGGCUGUCGGGACGUAUUCACUAGCUUAUUUCAAGUUGCAGCUAAUCCAUUGAUAUCAUCAUCUUUGGAUCUUUCUGAACUCAAACUUCUGACUCCUGUAUUCAUAUCGUCCGAUAGCACAAAAUAG